AUGUCGAGCGGGCCUCUCUUAGACGAUGCACGCCUCUCACGUGAUGUGGGUCUCCGCGUUGUGUCGCUCGUCGUACCUGUGACCGUAACCAUGUUGGCCGUGGUAUGGAGCUUCUCGUACCUCUCGCCCAUCUACGUGAACAACCAGGUGCCACCUCUGCAAGUGGUGGUAAACGAAAAUAACGCUGACAAUGUUCGCGAGAAGUUUGUGUACUCCCUGCUGGCGGCCCUGACUGUCGUUGGGUGCGUCAUGGCUGCAACGUUUGCGAUUGUGGCCCUCUAUCAUUUCCACCUCCAGUUUGUCUUGUAUGGCUGGCUGGCGUUUUCGGCGGUGUGCAUGUUUUUUAUGCUGUUGUGGAUUUGGCUGGACUUGUUUUGCACGUACUUUCAGAUCCCUUACAACGCCAUCACUAUGGGCAUCUUUGUGUGGAACUUUGGGGCGGUGGGUCUCGUCACCCUCUUUUACUACUCUCAUCCUACUGUGACGCAGGUGUAUUUGGUCAUUGCCUCCAUCUUGACUGCGUGGUCGCUGACGUCGCUGCCGGAAUGGUCGACAUGGGCACUGCUGAUCUGCAUCGCUACUUACGACAUAGUUGCCGUUCUCUGGCAGCAGGGGCCACUGCAUCGACUAAUCAAGAUAGCGCAGGAACGCGACGAGCCAAUUCCCGGCUUUAUCUACGACAGCGCACACCGCAUUGCUCCGAUUUCGCAACCCGCGACCGAGAACUCGGCGCAUGUGCGGCCAGUGUCGGCUGAGUCCCUCAUGGUGACGGCGCAGAACGCCGCGCCAUUCAAGCUGGGCCUUGGCGACUUUAUCUUUUACAGCCUGCUCGUCAGCCGUGCCUCACUUUCUGGUUUUGUGUCGUGGGGCUUCUGUGUAGUGAGUAUCCUGGUGGGUAUGGUGGGCACGCUGCUUUCCUUGUUGCUUUUCCGCAACUCGUUGCGCGCGCUGCCGGCACUGCCGUGCUCCAUUUUUCUCUCCAUUGUUGUCUUUGUUCUGUGCAGACUACUUGUGGGGUCGCUGAGUACCUUUGCGAGUCAUCACCUGCUGGUGCUCUAA
Leishmania braziliensis MHOM/BR/75/M2904 is the source of this 1059-nucleotide messenger RNA. Its product is annotated as putative presenilin-like aspartic peptidase. Gene Ontology annotation, molecular function: aspartic endopeptidase activity, intramembrane cleaving. Gene Ontology annotation, cellular component: nucleus; membrane. NCBI's taxonomy places the organism in Eukaryota, Euglenozoa, Kinetoplastea, Trypanosomatida, Trypanosomatidae. The record is from RefSeq and is a predicted model, not a curated record. The coding region runs from base 1 to 1059 and encodes 352 amino acids. Gene Ontology annotation, biological process: protein processing. The transcript has a single exon.